AAGUAGUGUUGUUUGUCUUUCAUUGUCACUUGAGGAAAUAUCAAGAUUGGUAUUACCAAAGUUUAUAAAUUUUGAGUUUUGUUGCUUAAGUUUUUGUUCUUUUUGUUUAGUGAUCAAAUCAUCCAAAUUUUGUUCACCACUUAUUUCUCUAGUGGUCUAUUUACUGUAGUUGGAUACCAAAACAUUUAAGAAACAACUUCAUUUUGUUGGUUGUUUUCAUCUCUCUUUUUUGUGGCUUUGUGAGUUUCAACAAUUAAAGCUUGUCUUGUGUGGUUCAUCUACCUAUCUCCCUCAUUUGAAAACUCAGCCAAAAUUUUCACAAUCUAAAGUAUUUUUCUUUUUACCCUUUUCACUAUAUAUAUAUAUAUAUAUAUAUAUAAACUAGUUUCUUGAAUUAUCUAAGCUAAGUUAAAAAAGCUAUCUUUUUUCUUUGAAUACAAUGUUUGUUUUCUUGAUUUCUUGCUUUUCCUUCAUUUUACUAGUUUCUAAGUCAUUUUUCAAGCCAAUGGGAGGUUUCUCAAAUGUGUGGUUUAGUGAAGAACUUGUAAAGUUCUUAGCUUUAUGGUUUAGUAAAGGUAGAAAUGCUAUUAGUUUCUUGAAUUUGCCACUAAUGACAGAUCAUGUUAAGUCAAAACUAGAGAAUGUUGUGGAGAAAGAAGAGGGAGUUUCUUUACUGGAUUUGCCUGAUUUGACAUUGGAAUGUAUUUUUGAGAGGCUUCCACCAAAUGGUCUUUGUAAUAUGGCUGCUGUUUGUACUUCUUUGAGAGAAAAAUGCACAAGUGAUCAUUUGUGGGAGAAGCAUAUGAAGGGGAAAUGGGGUGAAUUGAUUGGUUCUGCUGCUUAUAAAGAAUGGCAAUGCUAUGUUGUGUCAAGAAACAAAGCUUCCAUCUUGGAGAAAUCAAGAAAAAAAAGAGAACUUUAUGGGAAAUUUUCGAAGAUUAGGGAACUUUUAUGGGACAGAUCAAAAAAAGGAAAUGAAGAUGACAGCAAGAUUGGAAAUUCUUCAGAGAUGAGUUCAAUAAUGGAUUGGUACCUUUCUCUUGAGACUGGAAAGUUUUGGUUCCCGGCUCAGGUUUUUAACCGCGAGAAUGGACAUAUUGGUUUUAUGUUAUCUUGCUAUGAUGCUGAAGUUAGCUAUGAUUGUAGAACAAAUACUUUUAGCGCAAGGUAUCCAUCGUACGGGAGGAGAAUGAUAGAGGAUGAUAUAGAAUGGAAUAGACUAAGAGCACCAACUGUUGACACUCUUCCUUAUGUUCUUCAUGUAUCAGAUUGCUUAGAUGAUCUGCAACCUGAUGAUCAUAUUGAGAUUCAGUGGAGAAAAAGCAAAGAGUUUGCAUAUGGUUGGUGGUAUGGAGUUGUUGGACACUUGGAAUCUUGUAGUGGCAGCAAGUUGAAUUGCCAUUGUCAUGCCAGUGAGACAGUGCUGUUGGAGUUCAAACAGUACACCGCGGGAUCAAGGUGGAGGCAAACAGUGAUAAACAGAAAGGAUCACAGAGAAGUUGGCAAUGAAGGAGAUGGUUUUUAUGGAGGAAUCAGAAAGCUUUAUAGUGACAAAGAGAUUUCAUUGUGGAAUAGCCUCUUGCCUAACAACACUUUGGAGUAGCACAAAAACAAAAAAGCAUUUAAGCUGUUCUCAGUGUAAAUAGAAAGCCAAAUAGAGCACGAUUAGGCUUUAGAAUUUUCGCUCUGGUGUGUUCAGAGACAUGUACAUACAAGAUUGAAAGAGGUUAGGUUCUCUAUCAGUAGAGUCAUUGCCAAAACUAGACCUUACGAGCUGUUAAAUUCGAAUUAAUCAGGCUAGUGAGUUUUGGAUAUCACAAAAAAGAUGUUGUAAGAAUAUGUUUCCUAUGCAUGAUAAAUAGUUUAGUUGUUAUGAAGAGAUGAAAAUAAAAGCUUCUUUCUUGCAUCCUUUUUCCACUUCA
This is a messenger RNA of Solanum lycopersicum (tomato), 1922 nucleotides long. Its product is annotated as F-box protein At2g26850-like. Lineage: Eukaryota; Viridiplantae; Streptophyta; Magnoliopsida; Solanales; Solanaceae. Gene Ontology annotation, molecular function: protein binding. The record is from RefSeq and is a predicted model, not a curated record.